AGAGAUAGAGAGGGUGUGUAGAGGGGUGUAUUUUCGCUGCAUUGGAUCCUUCGCCGAAUUUUAGGUUUUGAAAGACUUCCAAAUUCUCUCUCUUCCUCUCUUUCUGUGUUUUGACAUCUUGAGGGCUAAAAUCCAAAGAAGCUGGUAGAAAAGGUGCAUGGAGAUUUGGUGGUGAUAAUAUUUUGAAGCUGCUAUUUGAUCUGUAAAAUCAACUGUCUUUUAAUUCAGCUUUCUAGCUCAUUACUCUCUUUAAAAAUCCUUGUUUUCGUUGUACUUUUCCACCUUUUGGUUCCUCUUUAUUAAAAUCUCAUUCAUUCUCUUAUUGAAAUUAAAUCUUUGUCUACACCAAGUGCUACAGCUUCUCCAAGUCAAUUCCAUUAAUAAUAUCCAUGGGGGGUGAGACCAAAAUUAGUACUAAUUCUCACUCGCAAAUGUUGGUUUCUGAGAAAAAUGGUGCUAAUCAUGGUCGUAGUCCCAUGGAAUUCAAUUUCUUAGUGAGACCCGCAUUGAAUUUCAAUAAUCAUGCAUGCCAAAUUGCUCGUUGUGAAGACGAAGAAGAAGAUGGAGACGGCCAAUUACAUAGCUCAGAGGAGAAGCAAGAAGAUAAUUUCGACAUGUUUGUGUCAUCGUUGAAGGUCAAAGUUCCUUCAGCUGGAGAAUUCUGUAGAGUCCAGCAAGAAGGUAUUGGUGAUGAUGGGGACGUGGAAUAUGGGUUGAAGACUCCAACAUCUUUGGAUCACAAAAUCAAAGGGGGCCUGCAAUGUCCACCAGCACCAAGAAAACCCAAAUCACUUCCACUAAAGAAGAGAAAAGCAAUACUUGACCCCAGAAUUUUUCUUGAUUUUUCAAGUGAUGAGAUCGAAUCGUUGUUUCCUCCGGUUGAUGGUGUUCUUGCAGAUCUUGGUAGUAAGAUUAUCAUGAAGAAGAAAGUUAGAGUACAAGCAAGUGAAGGUCACGAUCAUAUAAUAUAACAUCAGCUAGCUGAGAUCUCUAUGCAUGUGAAGCAAUUUAUAUAUUUCUUUUUAAGCCAAAUAUAAUGGCGUGUAAUUUCUCUCCGUAUGUUGUGAUAGUGAAUUUGUGAUCAUCAGUGCUAGCUCUGCACUUUUUUAUCCAUUUCCAUAUGUAGUUUAGGUUUAUCUCUCGAUGUUCAAGUUUAUCACUUGAUCCCUCAUCAUAUUCUUUCUUCUUCUUCUUUGGACAUUGAGAAAUAAUUUAACUCAGAUCUGAAAAAUCAUGCACUUGUAACUUCUGUAAUUUAUCAAGGGAUGAGCUUUUCAUAGGAUUCCAUUACUAUA
Molecule: messenger RNA, 1295 nt
Organism: Pyrus x bretschneideri (Chinese white pear)
Lineage: Eukaryota; Viridiplantae; Streptophyta; Magnoliopsida; Rosales; Rosaceae
Exons: 1
Coding region: 390-971 (193 amino acids)
Biological process (GO): regulation of DNA endoreduplication
Source: RefSeq, a predicted model, not a curated record